GUCGUGGAUAAAGUCUUCACACACAACUUCCGAUCAUCAACAAUGGCAACCGUCUCGUCAUUCUCCUCUCCGUCUUGGCCAAACCCUAACCCUAACUCCAACUCCGACCACCACUCCUCCACGGCCACCACCGCCGACGCCGGCGACGACCUCGCAUCACUACUAGCACCAAUCAAAUUAACCUCCGCUCAACCACCGCAACCUCAACACACUCACGAAGACGGCGACGAUAACGUUCGUGAUUGGCUCAACCAGUUUCUUCCAGACUCUGAACAUCCGGAUCCGGAUCGUCACGAUGUAACCGAUCCGGAUCCGGCUCCGGUAACCGCUCCGGUUUACGACGGUAACCUAAAUUCAAAUGUUUCAAACCCUAACAUGAACACGCCUGAUUUGAAUCGAUCUAUUUCGCUGUUACACGUUUCGUUUAAUCAGGAUCACGGUUGUUUUGCUUGUGGAAUUAAUCAUGGAUUUAGAAUUUAUAACUGUGAUCCGUUUCGCGAGAUUUUCAGACGAGAUUUUGAAAACGGAGGUGGCAUAGGGACGGUAGAGAUGUUAUUUCGUUGUAAUAUACUUGCGUUAGUUGGUGGCGGCUCGGAACCGCAGUAUCCGCCAAAUAAGGUUAUGAUUUGGGAUGAUCAUAAGAGUAGGUGUAUUGGUGAGUUGUCGUUUCGGUCUGAGGUUCGGGGAGUUCGGUUGAGGAGGGAUAGGAUUGUUGUUGUGUUGGAGCAGAAGAUACUUGUGUAUAAUUUUGCGGAUUUGAAGCUGUUGCAUCAGAUUGAGACGUUUGCGAAUCCGAAGGGGCUGUGUGAGGUUUCGCAGGGGUCGAGUAAUUUUGUACUUGUGUGUCCCGGGUUGCAGAAGGGGCAGGUUCGUGUUGAGCAUUAUGGUUUGAAGAAAACGAAGUUUAUUUUGGCUCAUGAUUCGAGGAUUGCGUGUUUUACGCUGGCGCAGGAUGGGCAUAUUAUUGCUACUGCUAGUAGCAAGGGGACGCUGAUUCGGAUUUUCGAUACGCAUGAUGGGACUCUGUUGCAGGAGGUAAGAAGGGGUGCAGACAGAGCAGAAAUAUACAGCCUUGCAUUCUCAUCUAAUAUCCAGUGGCUAGCAGUCUCAAGUGACAAGGGCACUGUUCAUGUUUUUAACCUCAAACCUGGUCAUGGAAGCCAAGGCGUUGAUAAGGCUACUGAAUCAUCCAACCAUAAUUCCCCUGCUCACACGUCAAGCUCAUCCCUCUCUUUCAUUAAAGGAGUCUUGCCCAAGUACUUCAGCUCAGAGUGGUCAGUGGCCCAGUUUCGUUUGGUUGAAGGUUCACAAUACAUUGUUGCGUUUGGCCACCAGAAGAAUACAGUUGUUAUUCUUGGCAUGGAUGGAAGUUUUUAUAGAUGCCAAUUUGAUCCUACAACCGGUGGGGAGAUGACGCAACUGGAAUAUCGUAAUUUUGUGAAGCCUGAAGACUCUCUCUAAGCACUUGAAAAAACAUGAACAUAAGUAUGUUAUAUAUUCAUGGUCUGCCUGCAUAAAUGGUAAAUAAUUUUGUAAAUAUUUACUUAACUGUUGUAAACUUAUAUGCUCCUUUCUGACUUUAAAAAUGGGCAGUGCUUCCUUAAAAGUUCAAAAUCCCACUGGUUUUUGUUU
Molecule: messenger RNA, 1632 nt
Organism: Helianthus annuus (common sunflower)
Lineage: Eukaryota; Viridiplantae; Streptophyta; Magnoliopsida; Asterales; Asteraceae
Product: autophagy-related protein 18a-like
Exons: 4
Coding region: 43-1461 (472 amino acids)
Biological process (GO): protein lipidation; nucleophagy; autophagy of mitochondrion
Cellular component (GO): cytosol; extrinsic component of membrane; phagophore assembly site membrane
Molecular function (GO): phosphatidylinositol-3-phosphate binding; protein binding; phosphatidylinositol-3,5-bisphosphate binding
Source: RefSeq, a predicted model, not a curated record